This is a messenger RNA of Haplochromis burtoni (Burton's mouthbrooder), 1470 nucleotides long. Its product is annotated as choline-phosphate cytidylyltransferase B. The transcript has 8 exons. Gene Ontology annotation, molecular function: phosphatidylcholine binding; choline-phosphate cytidylyltransferase activity. The record is from RefSeq and is a predicted model, not a curated record. Gene Ontology annotation, biological process: CDP-choline pathway. The coding region runs from base 167 to 1270 and encodes 367 amino acids. NCBI's taxonomy places the organism in Eukaryota, Metazoa, Chordata, Actinopteri, Cichliformes, Cichlidae.
ACUUUGCCCGCAAUGUUAUCCUGUCAUCAGGGUCAGGCAGGGUGAUAGGAUGUAUACUUCAACAGACACACAGCUUUAGAGAUCCUUCCCUUGCAGUAGUAGGGCUGACAGAGAGGAGCACCAGGCUUGUGCAGUGUUAUUGUUGGCUGAAAAAAGAACAUCCCAGAUGGCUCGCAGGAGACGAGGCCGUGGCGGCAAUGGACAGCACCAUCAACAGGCUGCCGCGCACAAUCAAAGAGGAGGCCCUCGCAGGACUCCACGGGAGCCAGCAGAUUUUGCCAAGUCUACAGGUUUUGAAUCUGAUAUCCCACAUGACAAGCUCACCAUUGCUCAAGCACGGAGGGGGACACCAGCUAACCGCCCCGUGAGAGUCUACGCUGAUGGAAUCUUUGAUCUUUUCCAUUCGGGACAUGCUCGAGCUCUGAUGCAGGCAAAGAAUGUGUUCCCAAACACUAAUCUUAUAGUAGGAGUGUGCAGCGAUGAACUCACUCACAAGUUUAAGGGCUAUACGGUGAUGACAGAGGACGAACGCUACGAAGCCCUCAGGCACUGCCGUUACGUUGACGAGGUAGUGCGGGAUGCACCCUGGAGUCUUACACCAGAAUUCCUCAAGAAACAUAAGAUUGACUUUGUGGCCCAUGAUGAUAUACCUUACACCUCCGCUGGAUCAGAGGACGUCUACAAACACAUCAAGGAAGCAGGAAUGUUUGUGGCCACUCAGAGGACGGAGGGCAUCUCCACAUCCGAUCUGAUCACUCGUAUCGUUCGUAAUUACGACAUGUAUGUCAGACGCAACCUGCAAAGAGGCUACACAGCCCGUGAACUAAAUGUUGGCUUCAUUAAUGAGAAAAAGUACCGGCUUCAGAACCAGGUGGACAAGAUGAAAGAGACAGUCCGUACGGUGGAGGAAAAGUCGAAACAUUUUGUCUACAGGGUGGAAGAGAAGAGCCAGGACCUCAUCCACAAAUGGGAAGAGAAGUCACGGGAAUUCAUUGGCAACUUUCUGGAGCUUUUCGGACCAGAUGGAGCAUGGCAUGCAAUUCAGGAGAGAAGUGGCCGUAUGCUCCAGGCCCUGUCACCCUACUCUUCGCCCCAUGGCUCACCAAGCAGCAGUCCCACCAGAAGACGCUCAGUUUCUUCUGACUCCACCCCCUCUUCUGCAACUGCCUCCCCACCUUCCUCUCCAUCUUCCCACUCUUCAACUAAAAAGGGGAGACGUUCACGCUCGUCACCGAAAGUUGCCUCUAUAAACAGCAAGCAUGCACAAUGAGCUCCUCAUUUGUCCUCUUGCAGUCUAUUUGCCAUUCAUUUGGAAGAAAAUGUUCUGAAAGGAGGCUAUUAAUUAUAACUAGCAACUAAAAAUGAAAAUAUUUAAUUUAUUAGGGGUGUAUUUAAGUCCAACGUCAUGUACAUAAUGUGUGUGUACAGAAAAGAAAAGAAAAACAACAUUAAAAUUUUGUUUGGAUGUCA